Fusarium verticillioides 7600 is the source of this 1383-nucleotide messenger RNA. RefSeq lists its product as hypothetical. The record is from RefSeq and is a predicted model, not a curated record. The transcript has 2 exons. The coding region runs from base 1 to 1383 and encodes 460 amino acids. Lineage: Eukaryota; Fungi; Ascomycota; Sordariomycetes; Hypocreales; Nectriaceae.
AUGUCGCUGUGGGGUUUGAGAUUUCACCAUACGGCCAAGAUGCCAGAGACUGUGCGCAAGAAGGCAGUCAGGGAUGGAUACAAGCAGCUUGACUCUCUUGUCACUCUCCGAGAUCGCGCUAUUGUGUUUGCUUCGUCCGAGGCUGACACUGAUGGUGAUGAAGCUGGCUCUGACUCAUGGGAGCAUGGCUCGGACGGUGAUAUUGAAGCCACCACUGAGCACGAGUCUGACCAGGAGGAAGAGAAUGAUGGCGAGGACCCGUGGGAGGCGCAGGCUGCAGCAAGCGCUGCAGCCGUGGAGGAGGAAGACGCCGCUGACUCGCAAGGCGACACUGGAUCUGAAGAGAACGCCGGAAACACCAACCUAUCCGAUGCUGAGACCGCCGUGGAUGAGAACUUCAAUCAUCACAUGAAGGUCCUGGCUGCCGCUUUGUCUGGCGCCUCCGCUCCUGCUCAGGAUUUUCCCGUUGACACCACGGCAGCGGAGAGUUCGGGAACUACCAACCAGUUUCUUACAAAUGAUCCCGGAAGCAGCGAAGAAGGGAGUAGUCAGUCCUUGGGUCAAGCCAUGGAUGUUGACUCCCGGUCAACUGUCAGUACUGAAGGCACAGACAUCGAGGGCAACCCGGAGGGCACCAAUUCAGAGGGCACUGGUACGGAUGGCAACCCAGGGGGCAACAGCCCAGAAUCAGAAUGGCUGACGAAUACCCCUGGUUCUCCCUACUACAACGGAGUGGCCAGCUCUCCCAACAACGCCAACAGCUCUAGCCAGGCUGGCGAGGCUACAGUGACUCAGCAAGACGGGGAGGCAGACGCCAACUCUGUCGGGGAGGUGGACGACCAACCCUUCGAGCCCAACGACAUCCACGUCCCUGUGUAUAGACGGCCCAGCACGCUUUUUGACACCCCUCCGACUUGGGCCGACCAGUAUAAAAAGUUCUUCGACAAAGCCUUUGCGGUCUGGUGUGUGUUCUAUAACACUAGUGCCCCCAGACCCCUCCGCCAACGACUCAGAGAUCAGGAUACGCACGAGGCGGCCGUCAAGCGGUAUAAUCUAAUUAACUUGGGACUUUACCCUUGUGUCACCGCUGAACAUCUCCUGGAGCUGAAGCUUCGCAUCGACGAUGCCGCUCGCUUCUGCGAUUUCCUGACUGCCAAUAUGUUGGAGAUCGAUCAUGCCAAGGACCAGAGAAAGGAGGUCAUAUACACCUAUCCUGCCAACUCACCGCUUCGACUCCGAACCAAAGGCCUCGGAAGUUCUCUGCGCUACGCGACCCAUGUCGACGAGGGCUGGGAUGACCUGGAGGACAACUGGGGAAUGCCUCCUAUCCCAAAGAAAAGAAGCCUAAUUCAGUCUCACGCAUCAGAAAAAAUGUCUUGGUGA